Messenger RNA from Hypanus sabinus (Atlantic stingray), 4744 nucleotides. RefSeq names its product zinc finger protein 420-like. Bases 234 to 2762 code for a protein of 842 amino acids. The record is from RefSeq and is a predicted model, not a curated record. NCBI's taxonomy places the organism in Eukaryota, Metazoa, Chordata, Chondrichthyes, Myliobatiformes, Dasyatidae. The transcript is spliced from 8 exons.
CCCGGGCAUGCGCGGUGAAGCCCGGACGACCGAGACGGGAGCGGAGAGGACAGGGGGUUCGCUGCCUGCCGGGCUCCGUACCAGGUCGUGAACAAACCAUGAACGAUUGAGGGUGGAGAUCAGAUCUCUGAGGCACCGCGAGUUGCAUCCUUCUAGCCUGUUGAAUUUGACUUGUGCGAUGACCUAAGGUCAAGGUCAAAUAUAUUAUCGAGCCACUUCACGGGAUUUCCACGAUGGAGGAUUCACAGACAGGAAGCUCACGCCAAACAGUGCGUCAGGGCCUGGCGGAGAUGCCCGAUUCACCUGCACGUCAUCGACCUUGGAAAGGGGAAGCCAAAGCCUCCGCCCGCAGCGGGAAGGAGCCGUUCCCGUGUUCAGAGUGUGGCCGAGGCUUCGCCCGAGCAUCCGCACUGUCGAGACACCAGCGCAGCCACAGAGGUGUGAAGCCCUGGAAAUGCGGGGACUGCGGGAAGGGAUUCAACUAUGCUUCUCAGCUGGAAAUUCAUUGCCAUCGCCACACCAGGGAGCAGCCGUGGAAAUGCGGGGACUGUGGGAAGGGAUUCAGUUAUCCGUCCCAGCUGGAAAUCCACCGCCGCAGUCACACCGGGGAGCGGCCGUUCACCUGCGCGGAGUGUGGGAUGGGAUUCACCCACUCGUCCAGUCUCCUCACACACCAGCGCGUUCACAGUGCCGAGAGGCCGUUCACCUGCUCCGAAUGCGGGAGGGGGUUCACGCGCUCCUGCCACCUUCUCAGGCAUCGCCAAGUUCACGUCGGGGAGAAACUGUUCACGUGCUCCAUGUGCGGGAAGAGGUUCACGCAGUCGUCCUGCCUCCUCAGGCACCAGCGGGUCCACACCGGCGAGAAGCCCUUCACCUGCGUCCUGUGCGGGAAGGCCUUCAGCCAGACCUUCAACCUGCACGCUCACCAGCGGGUCCACACCGGCGAGCGGCCCUUCACCUGCUUCACCUGCGGCAAGGGCUUCACUCAGUCAUCCAACCUGCUCACGCACCAGCGAGUGCACACCGGGGAGCGGCCGUUCACCUGUGCCGACUGUGGGAAGGGCUUCGGUGGGCUGUCGAGUCUGCGGAAACACCGACUAAUCCACAAACACCAGCAGAAUACCAAAAGUUCAAGCGUGUCAGGGACAGAAGUGAGUGCAGUUGCUGUCACCAAGGAGAACGACGUGCCUGGGAACCUGGAAGGUCUGAAGUUAGAGAAGUCAUCUGGACCAGAUGGACUAUGCUCCAGGAUUUUGAAAGAGGAGGCAUUGCCAGUGGCACCAGCUCCAGGGACUCGUGCUCCAUCCUGCCUGCCGUCGGCACGUUCUCCCUGCGACUGUGAGGGCUUAAUCCGGGUGUUUCUGUUCCUUCCCACCUCCCGAGAGCGCGGGGACCAGACAUUUCAGGCGGAAUGUGAUGUCUCGUCCAACCUGCUCAUCAUAGCAGUAGACAGACAUGUCGGCGUGGGGGUGGGAGGUCGAACUGAAACGGCGGCCACCGGGAGAUUAACGCCCUUGGCGGCGGACAGAGCGAAGGUGCCCGUGGAAGCGGACCCCGGUCUGCGUCAGCUCUCACCGAUGAAGAGGGGGAGCACCGGGUACGUACUGCAUCACGGGUGCGACAAGUCGGGCAGACCUCACCGACAGUGGGUCGGUGCAGCGGGGCUGCCCCGGGGAUCCGCUCCGGGACCCUCCGUCGGGGCUGAUCGGGCGCAAGAUCCUCAACUGCCGCCGUGUCCCGGGAAUCUCCGUCAGGGCUGCGGAGGGACCCACGUUCGCUGUGUGACUCGGACAUUAUUCGUUGAUAUAUCUCGUACCUCGGGAACAAUGAACCCCUAUCGGUGCGGUGAUUGCGGGAAACGCUUUAAACGAUCCAGCGAUUUAAUCAAACACCAGCGGGUUCACACCGGAGAGACGCCGUUCAUCUGCUCCGAGUGCGGGAAAGGAUUCAAUCAGUCCUCCAACCUGCUAACGCAUCAACGUGUCCACACCGGGGAAAAGCCGUUCAUCUGCUUGGAGUGUGGGAGGGGUUUCAGUCAGUCGUCCUCCUUGCUGACGCACCACCGGGUUCACACCGGGGAGAGGCCGUUCAUCUGCUUGCAGUGUGGGAGGGGGUUCGCGGAGUCGGUGAACCUGACCAGGCACCAGCAAGUCCACACCAGGGAGAAGCCAUUCACUUGCUCCGAGUGCGGGAAGGAAUUCGCCGGGUCAGCCAAUCUGAUUAGACACCAGCGGGUUCACACCGGGGAGAGGCCGUUCAUCUGCUCCGAGUGCGGGAAGGGCUUCACUGAGUCAGCCAAUCUCACCAGACACCAGCGAAUUCACAGCAGGAAGAAACCUCUCACCUGCUCCAAGUGCGGGAAGGGAUUCUCUCGGUCAUCCGAACUGGUGAUGCAUAAGCGAAUCCACACCGGGGAGUGGCCGUUCACCUGCCCCAUGUGUGGGAAGGGGUUCCACUGGUCAUCCCACCUGCGGAUACACCAGCGGGUUCACACCGGCGAGAGGCCGUUCACCUGCUCCGAGUGCGGGAAGGGAUUUGCCGAGUCGGCCAAACUGACGCGGCACCAGCGAGUUCACAGCGGGCAGAGGCUCUUCACCUGCUCCGACUGCGGGAAGGAAUUCACCGAGUCAUCCAGCCUGCUGACGCACCGGCGGGUCCACACCGGGGAGAGGCCCUUCACCUGCUCCGAGUGUGGGAAGGGCUUCAGUUGCUCGUCCAACCUGCUGAGACACCAGCGAGCUCAUAAGAGAGAGAAAGUUUAAAAUCCGCCGGAUGUGGAAUAUUACUGAUACACCCGUGAGCUGUUCGGUUCUAUGGUAAUCACUGCUGCUCAUUACACCCGGCCACAGCUCUGCUGAUGUUAGUGACCACUAUAACUGAACCGGAGUUUAAUAUUCUCGAUCUAAAGCAGUUCUGUUUGAAACUCCUUGUCUGGCAGCCUUCUGAUGCCUCCCCUGUAUAUAGAGCGUACGGUGCAAAGACCAUCCAUUCAGGCCAGCGGGAUAAAAUCUGCCACCUCCCCUCCCGCCACUCUCUGUGCUCCGCCGCAGCCUCCCCGCAGCUCACCCUGCCGGAAUACCCUUGUCUCCCAGCUUCCACUUACAGGUACCUCUGCUGUUCACCUCAAGCACCUUCCGAGGAGUGCGGCCUGCUUUGUGUCGACGUCGGGGAGGUGCUGGCUGGUGGGGGAGGGAAGCAGUUUAUUUUGCUUUGCAAAAAUCGGACGGGGUGGACGAAAGCAGGCCGAAGACAUUCCGAAUCCCUGCAACCGUGAGUUUUUACGGACCUAUAGUUGUUUUGGCAGAAGCGAAAUAAAUUGUUGGUGAAAUUAAUUUGACCGAAUGGCGAUACAUACCGGGACAUGAUGCCUUGGGCCCCAACGUGUGGGAAAGGUGCUAGUGAAUGGCACACUAAUGCAAAUCGACAGAACAUUAAACUAUGAGUGUUGCCAUGACAUCAUAACGAGAGGUAAUGACGUCAGUUACUCCAAAGAGUCCAGAAUGAUUCCCACAGAAUAGAGAACAGGAAAGUUAAUACCACUAACUAAGGGAGGAGGGAGAAAGGAAGGGAACGCCCGAGAUCCGUAGAGGAGAAAGUCCAACAGUAAGCAAUUCGCCACAAGGCAACUGUAAAUGCGUGCAGGGUUGUCUGGAUUUAUGAAAGGGGAAUCACAUCCAACAAACCUGGUGGGGUUUAUUGAGAAACGGGAGUUGAAAAGAUAAUGGGUGAAACCAGCGGUCAUUGGGGAAUUUUACAAGAAAUUUCAUGAGGUGCCACACAAGAGGUUCACAAAUCGUCCAGGGAUUGGGGGUAACACAUACAUCAGCAUGGAUUAUGGAUUGAUUACUGGAUAGAAAAGGGAACAGGAAUAAAUUAGGUCACUCGGGACGUGGAAUGGUACAGGGAUCGGGGUCGGGCUCCCGGCUGCUCACGGAGUGAGCCACUGGAGCAGCCCAAUAUAACAUUGCCGACGGGACAAGGCUGGGUGAGAGGGGCAGCUGUGAGGAAGACGCAGAGAGGCUCCAGGGUGGAUACGGAGGUGUCGUGCAUCAACAGCAGUCAGAAUAAAAUUGCUGGCACAGAGCAGGAAAAGGCUCUUCCGCACAACGGCUCCCUGUCGACCAAGGUUCCCAUUGAAGCUCGCCCCACUCUCCCACGCUUGGCCCAUAUCCUUUCCAAUCUCUCCUAUCCGUGUGCCCGUCCGAGUACCUUUCUCAAUGUUGUUAACCGCUAAGUGCUUCAACCGCUCCUAUGGCGCCUCUUUCAGUGUCUGGACCACAAUCUCAGUGGAACAGUUGCCUCUCCCUGUAAAUUCUUUUAAACUUAAACCUGACUGUGGUCAAUACUAAUGGGAUUGGGUUUGUGAAAGAGAAACAUGUCCAACAUACCUAGCUAUACCGUAAGGUCGGCCACUCUGAUAGAAAUUAAUAAGAAAGUAGUUUGAAAAUGCUGCUGGCUCUGUACCCAUGUAUAACGACAAUAAAGAUCAUUCAAUUCAAUUCAGACACUCGCAGAUAAAUUACACAACUACUGAAAGGAAUUCAGAAGGGUUUUAUUUGAAAACGAUUUGAGGACAAGUGUUUUCUCCGACUGAAAUUGUACUGAGCCCUGCUGAGACCAGAUCUAGAGUCCUAAGGACAAGUCGGUCUCCUUACCUUGGUUACUCUGUGGACCAGACCUCGUACCACCCAGGGGAGGAGCAGAGGCGGCGUAGGACAGGACAGAGAUGCUGGGGGGCACACUG